Cladophialophora immunda is the source of this 1053-nucleotide messenger RNA. RefSeq lists its product as uncharacterized. Gene Ontology annotation, molecular function: oxidoreductase activity, acting on NAD(P)H. Bases 1 to 1053 code for a protein of 350 amino acids. The transcript has a single exon. NCBI's taxonomy places the organism in Eukaryota, Fungi, Ascomycota, Eurotiomycetes, Chaetothyriales, Herpotrichiellaceae. The record is from RefSeq and is a predicted model, not a curated record.
AUGAAAUCAGCACACGUUUUCAAGACGUCUGACGAGCAAUUUGAAGUCCGGAUCCAGGACAUUCCCAUUCCGAAGCCCGAAGCAAACCAGGUUCUCAUCAGAGUCGUCGUCUCAGGCACAAACCCCAAAGAUUGGAAACAUCCACUACGAUUCCCAGAAGCUAGUGGGAUGAACACUGGUGAUGACAUUGCCGGGUAUGUCGAAGCAUUCGGCUCCAAUGUCACCGAGUUCAAGGUCGGCGAUCGCGUUGCAGCGUUCCACCAAAUACGCACUCCGAACGGGUCUUUCGCAGAGUAUGCAGUUUCGUGGGAAAAGACGACUUUCCACCUGCCCAAUUCGACCUCGUUCGAAGAGGCGGCAACGAUUCCCCUCGCUGCUAUGACGGCCGCCGUGGGACUCUUUUGUCGACUAGGCAUACCUGAGCCAUGGGUCACCGUGUCUCAGGCACGCAAAGAUGCUCUGGCGGGAGGGGUGGUCGUCUAUGGCGCUGCUUCGGCCGUAGGAGCAUUCGCUGUCAAACUCCUCGUGCGCUCGAAGAUACACCCUGUCAUCUGCGUGGCAGGUCGCGGAACCUCCUUCGUCGACGGUCUCAUUGAUAGAUCUCAAGGCGACACCGUUGUCGAUUACCGUGCCGGAAACGACAGUGUCGUUGCUGGAAUUCGUGCUGCUAUCCCCCAAGGCCAGAACCUCAUGUACGCCUUUGACGCAGUCAGUGAGAAGGGAAGCUACCAGAACAUCACGAAGGUUCUCGAUUCUCGUGGGCACCUCAGUUUAGUCCUUCCUGGGCAAGUAAGCCCAGAGACGAUCAAUAAGACUUUGACCAUAGUCAGCGUCGUGCACGGUGGUCCGGAUGACCCCACGGAUUUUGGGUAUGCUUGGUUCCGCCUGUUCAGUUUGGGCCUCAAGGAGGGUUGGUUCAGUGGGCAUCCCUAUGAGGUUAUUCCCGGCGGACUGAACGGAGUGAAAGUUGGGUUAGAGAGAUUGCAGGCUGGUAAGGCGAGUGCUGUGAAAUACGUAUAUCGCAUCGAUGAGACUGCCGGUAUUCGAUCGUAG